This is a messenger RNA of Lottia gigantea (owl limpet), 913 nucleotides long. RefSeq lists its product as hypothetical. The record is from RefSeq and is a predicted model, not a curated record. Bases 53 to 913 code for a protein of 286 amino acids. NCBI's taxonomy places the organism in Eukaryota, Metazoa, Mollusca, Gastropoda, Lottiidae. Gene Ontology annotation, biological process: regulation of mitotic spindle assembly. Gene Ontology annotation, cellular component: cytoskeleton; centriole; spindle. The transcript has 4 exons. Gene Ontology annotation, molecular function: microtubule binding.
UUUCAUUAUCGUCCAGUAUUUUUCUUAUUUUCUUUGAAAGGCAGACGCAAUCAUGAAACAAGAGGUAAUAAAAAUGGUUGGGAAAAAGUCAGAAUAUCAGAAGCAAUUUUCACCUGCCAUUUUAACAAAACACAUACCAAUUUAUCAAGACAAUUUAGCAUGUCGUAUUAGGAGACGUGAUCAACAGUUUGCGCACACAUCUAUAGCUUGGGACAGUUGUUCUGAUUCCACAUCAGAAGAUGAUGUCAAAGAAAUUCAGCAUAAACUAGAAGAGUUAAAACUCAAAGAAAAACAAGAAGCUUUAAUACGUAAAAAGGAAGAAAAAAGGACUAAGUCUCCAGCCAAAGUUGAUAAGUGUAUAGAAACACAUUUGAGUUUAUCAGGCGAUGAAGAUGAAGAGUUAUAUAAUGGUGAUUUUGAAAAGAUCAGAAAGUCUGAUUUUGGUAAAACUAAAGUGAUACAUGGUAAAAAGAAAAUAAAAAGACCAGAUCAAAGUAAGAAAAUACCUAAAGGUUCCAGAACACAUACAGUGAAAGCUUCCAGACCAUCUACUGCCCCUAGUAAACAGUCAGUCAGACGACCUAGGACACCUUUUGUAUCAUAUGGAGCUGGAGAUGGUGAUAGAUAUAGUGGAAAAUUAUGGACACAUAACGUUUUAGCUGAUACAGAUGUAUAUCCAGCAGCAUUAAGAGCCAAAGAAAAACAUGAAGAAGAAAUGAGGAAGAAGGUUGAAAAGCAUGAUAAAUAUGUAUGGUUAGAUGACAGAAAGAAAAAUGCCAUAUUAAAACUGAUGAAGAAAGAGACUGGAGAUUGGGAUACAGAAUAUAAGAGACAUUAUCCAGCCUAUGAUAAAGUUAUAUAUGAACGGGCAUUAUCAGCACGACCAGAUAGCUCAUGUCGUAGAGAAUAUUGA